UAUGCAACUAUUCUUAGCCCUGGAAUGUAUACACUGUCUCCCUGCCCGGAGCUUCUUUCCCGAAGUUCUAGAAAACUGCGAAAGCACCGUUUGCAUAAACAAAUCCAGAACUCUCCCAGGACAAAUCAUUUGCCAACUGAAGGAAGGCCUGGGUUUAUGGUUUCACUUGGAGCCAGAGGUGGAAGGUCUCCGGAGGGACCAGGCGGACUGGGCAUUGGGGGACGUCACCGCUGCAAACCAAGCACCUUAGUGAAUGGACACUGAGUCUUGGAGUCACCACAGCUAAACCCUUCAGCACAUGCCUCCCCUGGGGACCUCUCCCCCUCCUUCUAGGAUGGAUGAGGAGUCGCCAGAUGGGCUGCUCUUCAAAGACCAUGACUUCUCCUCUGACUUACUGAGGCAGCUCAAUGGCUUGAGGCAAAACAGGCUGCUGACGGAUGUGAGCAUCUGUGCAGGGACCUGGGAGGUCCCCUGCCACCGAAGUGUGCUGGCCUCCAGCAGCCCCUACUUCCGGGCCAUGUUCUGCAGCAACUUCCGGGAGAGAAGCGAGGCCAAAGUCCAGCUGAAAGGCAUCGACCCCGCGACUCUGGACCAGAUCAUCUCGUACGUGUACACAGGUGAGGUGCCCAUCACGGCUGAGAACGUCCUGCCUUUGAUGGAGGCAGCCUCCAUGCUGCAGUACCCCAAGCUACUGGAGGCCUGCUCCUCCUACCUCCAGAGCCAGCUGACCCCCAGCAACUGCCUGGGCAUGAUCCGACUCUCCGAAAUCUUGAGUUGUGAGACCCUCAAGAAGAAAGCCAGGGAGGUGGCCCUGACAUGUUUCCCUGAGGUGGCUGCCUCGGCCGACCUGAAGGAGCUCUGUGCUUUGGAAUUGAGAGACUACCUGGGGGAUGACGGGCUCUGUGGGGAGGAGGAAAAGGUGUUCGAGGCCCUCAUGGUUUGGAUCAAGCAUGACCUCCAGGCCCGGAAACGACACGUGCAGGAGCUGUUCGAGCAGGUCAGGCUUCAGUACAUCCACCCAGCCUUCUUCCACCACUUCAUCGCCAACGAUGCCCUCCUGCAGUCCUCGCCCUCGUGCCAGACCAUCCUGGAGAUGGCCAAGAGGCAGAUGUUUGCCACGUACAGCACCACCAGUGCCCCAGACCUCCAGCCUCCAUGGCACGUCCCCCCAAGAACCUCUUACCAGGAUUUUCUCAUCAUUUUGGGUGGGAGGAAGGACAACCAGCAGACCACCAGGGACGUUCUACUAUACAACAGACAGACCAACCAGUGGCAGAACCUGGCUAAACUCCCAACUCGCCUAUAUAAGGCCUCAGCAGUCACCUUGCACCGAAGCAUCUAUGUGCUAGGAGGCAUGGCUGUCGGGCCAGGGAAGAACGUGCCAAGCCACAACGUCUACAUCUACUCCCUGAAGCUCAACCAAUGGAGGCUGGGGCAGCCCAUGCUGGUGGCCCGCUAUUCUCAUAGAAGCACUGCCCAUAAGAACUUCAUCUUCUCCAUUGGGGGCAUCGGAGAAGGGCAGGAGGUCAUGGGCUCCAUGGAGAGAUACAACAGCAUCUUCAACAUCUGGGAGAGCAUGGCCAGCAUGCCCGUGGGGGUUCUCCACCCUGCGGUUGCUGUGAAAGACCAAAGACUCUACCUUUUUGGGGGAGAGGACAUCAUGCAGAAUCCUGUACGCCUUAUCCAGGUUUAUCACAUUUCCAGAAACACAUGGUUCAAAAUGGAGACAAGGAUGAUCAAGAAUGUGUGCGCCCCUGCCGUGGUGCUUCGGGAGAAGAUUGUUAUCGUAGGAGGUUACACAAGGAGGAUUCUUGCUUAUGACCCUCAAUCCAACAAAUUUGUCAAGUGUGCGGACAUGAAAGACCGGAGGAUGCACCACGGGGCCGCAGUGAUGGGGAACAAGCUCUAUGUGACGGGCGGGCGGCGGCUGACCACAGACUGCAGCAUCGAGGACUUGGCCUCCUUUGACUGCUACGACCCUGAGACGGACACCUGGACGUCCCAGGGACAGCUUCCUCACAAACUCUUUGACCACGCUUGCCUCACUCUCCAGUGCAUACCCCACACCCCCACCUUCCCGUGAAGUUGGCAAAUAACUGUGGGUCUUAGUCAAGAUGCUUUCUAUUGUAAGAGACAGAAACCCAACUCAAAGGAGUGUAACCCCAAAAGGAUGCAGAGAGUGCCCACAAGACCAAAAGUUCCAGAGCCUGGAGGCCCCGAACCAGGCAUACUGUUGGUAGAACUCUCUGGCCCUCUCUGGCUCUCCACACCCCCACCCCGUCUCCCUCUCUCCCAUUCUCCCCCUACUUUCCCUCCUUCUCUACCUCAUCUCUGUUAGACGUCAUGCUACAAACAAGCUUCUGUAUCUACAAAGUAUGAAGACAGUGGCGACAGAUAAACUCAGUGUUUUCUAAAGUUGCAUCUCUAAGAAAGAACUUCACCAUUAUCUAUAUAUUAACCUUGAAAAUAAUCCACAUUGGCUGUUUCUUAAUUCCAUGCCUUCUUCUUGAGUCAAUCACUGUUUCCGGGGCUUGUGCUUCUGUAACUGUGUGAUCCCAGAGCACAUCCCUACAGGCAGAAGUCACAUUGACUUUUAUCGCUGACAGCUCAUCCAAACUACACAGCACAAGACAGAAGCAGUUUCCCAAAGAAAGAACUACUGCGCUGACCAAAACCACAUCUGCCCAGAGCAUCGUGGAAAUCUAGAGCAAAAGGGGUCCCUGGCACAGGGUCCAGGUGGCAAUGUGAGAAAUGGGCCAUGACCGUGUUUCUUUGCAUUCUGUAGAUGUAAUAAAUUGGAAUUCGAGCAACAUGUGUGCAAUGUAGUAUCUAGUGUUGGCAAAAUUAUCCAUGCAGCCAGAAUAAAGUUUGUUUCUAGUGCCAAAUAGUGUUUUUCUCCAGCCUCCGGGGAGCUAUAAACCUGCAGAAUUCAUCAGGAUUUUCAUUUUGGUAAAUGUUAUGAGAAUCGCUCUUCUGAGGAAAGUCAACAAAUUCCUUCAGAGAUCCCAGCAAUUACUGCCCUGUCCAUGCCAGGGCUGAAUGCCCCCCAACAGCGCUCUUGGUCUCAAAGUGCCUCCCGAGCUGGCUCCGUCUUAAGCUCUGGAAUCAACUGAAGAUGGCAGCACAUUAUAAUCACCUGGCAGUCUUCUCCCCAGCUAUGAAGCAUCUGGAAUGGGUCUCACUUCCCUGAGCCGGGCACCAGAGAGCCCUCAAGCCGGAACCUUCCUCCCCACCCUGCUCUCCAGGUUCAUGUUCUGGACUUUUCCUUUCUUCCUGCACUUCAGCUCCUCAUGUUGGGAUCUGAAACUUUGCCCUGCUCCCCAGGCCAUGUGGCCGUGGUCUAGACACCCUGCCCAGGUUGUUAGCCCCUGUUCCUCAUCCUGGAUGUUGUCACCUUAGCGGUUAACUGGCCUCUUACUACAACCCAUUCUCUUUGAACCCCUCUGUUGAGGCUCUCCAUCCCACAUCUCCCUGGAAAAGGUGACCAGUGACACCUCCAGCACCUAACAGGCAGUGCAUUAUGAUUUGUCAUCUAACUGGACCCAUCAGCAGCACACCACACAGAUGACCCUCCCUCCAUCUUGAAAUGCCUUCCUCACUCUGCCUCUGGGACACCACUCACCCUCUCUCCCUACUCUAUGCACUUAAUUCUUGUCUCUUUCUUUCCCCACUAGUAAAUGGUGUGCGCCCCAGUGCUCAGCCCUUACACAUUCUGCGCCUCUACCCUCAGGCCCUGGGGAGUGAGGCCCCUCGUGCAUGGCUUUUCGUGCCCGCCGAGCGCUGCUGACUUCCCACUGUUCUCCACUUCCAGACUCCAGGGCUCACUCCAUGUUUCCACUUGGAUGUUAAAUACCUCAAAGCCAAUGUGUUCACAUUCACUUUUUCCUUACCAAACCAACUCCUCCCAUGGUAGGCCUCCCCAGCCUAAGAGAAGGAAACAACUGUCUCCCAGCUUCUCAGGCCCAAAGACCUGGACGCUGCUCUUGGCUCUUCUCCCUCACACCCCACUCCAUUUGGUUCAGGAGUGCUGGACCCAGCAGCCCCACCAGCCACCGCUCUUACUCUGGUCCAAGCCGCCAUCUUCUCUCAUCUACACCCAUCACUGGUGUCUCUGCUUCCGCCUUCACCCCCAAAUCUCUCUCCACCCAGCAGCUGGGGGCAUCUUUCACAAACAUGUGAGUCAGAAGAGGUCAUUCCCCUGUUGAAAACUCUCCAAAGCUUAUACUGGAACGAAAGUAAAAAAAUUUUUAAUUUAAAAAUAA
Molecule: messenger RNA, 4262 nt
Organism: Lutra lutra (Eurasian river otter)
Lineage: Eukaryota; Metazoa; Chordata; Mammalia; Carnivora; Mustelidae
Gene: KLHL38
Product: kelch like family member 38
Exons: 4
Coding region: 299-2083 (594 amino acids)
Molecular function (GO): protein binding
Source: RefSeq, a predicted model, not a curated record